Molecule: messenger RNA, 2349 nt
Organism: Durusdinium trenchii
Lineage: Eukaryota; Dinophyceae; Suessiales; Symbiodiniaceae
Source: the annotation of a GenBank genome assembly
AUGGCGCAGGCCUGGGAGGAUUUGGAGCUGAGCCUGGUGAAGCAAACCAAUGGUCAUUCUCCAAGCUUGCCCUCAGAUUGGGCGCGCGAUGGGAAUGGAUUGAGUUCAUCGGUGAGGUCUCCGUUGGUGGGGCAGCCGGAGAUGGAGGUCAUUGAUUUGAGCCAUACUUGCUACAAUCUCAUCUUCGUGAGUGGGAAAACCAGCGUGCUGGCGCCCAUGCUGGCUGUGGCUGUCGGGCAGUUCGGGAUGCUUUGGAUCGUUGGCUGGAGCUCUCCGGAGUAUUUCUUCGAGAGUGGCCAGUGGGUGGUCCCCAUCAGCGACUACUGGACGGUGAAUGCCAUGAAGUGUCUCUCGAUGUUGCUGACCUUCUUCCGAGUCAGUGGGGAGUUCAAAGAUGCGGCCAAGCUCUACAGAGUCUUAGCCCACCGCCCAGCGGUCCACAUGACGCUGCAGCAGCGCAUUUUGGGCACCGGGGCCUUCCUUUUACAAUACAUUGUGGCAGUGGUGGUGGUGUUAAUGGCGAUCCAGCUCAUCCUCACCAGCACCACUCCCAUCGCGACCAUUGGCAAGCUUUGGGUGGUGUUUACGACUCUAGACUUCGACAACUACCUUUGCAGCUUCAUCCUCUUCAUUUUCGACUGUGAACAUGCCUUUGACUGGGAAGUGAAGCUCCAGUGCCAGUCACGGCGGCUGUCACCGGAAAUGCGGUCCCGAACCUGGCUCCUAAUCUAUUGGGCUCCAGUCACUGUGGCGGUGCUGUGCGUGGCUUUGUCGCUUUGCUUCAACAUUUGCCCACUGACCGUGCUCCACUACGGCGCGGUGUCCAACGCGGAUCCAGUGCUGAUGCUGAGCAGCACCUUCGGUCUACCGGAGGGCUGCUGCAGUCCACAGGUCACUGACCAAGCAGAGAACGGGGUGGCGGUGAGCGUGCCCUGCGUCUCCAGCAGCCAGGCUGGUCGGGCCCUGGUCUACUACGUGGUGGUGCCUGAUGGCCGUCCCAGCCCCUCAAGCUUACAGGUCAUGGAGGGACGAGGUGGCGAUGGGAACCGCGGGCUACGCUAUGGACAGGUGACUGCCACGCCACUGCAGAUGCGCUGGUGGCUCACCCGCCAUGGCUUCGAUGUGAGUGUUUACUUGGCCAUGCGGAAGAGCACUGCUGGGGGUUUGGCGUUGUACCAGAGCAGUUUUCCCCACCUGGCCGAGUGGACGAUCCCGGACUUCCCCUGGACGCACCGCGCGCGGAUCUUCGUGGCCGCCGUGAACCCAAGCACCGGCGCCUUGAGCCCUGCCGUGGUGCAGUCGCCGGUGAUCCUACGGAAGGUUUGCUCCCCACAUUGUUUGCGAUGCGACUCUCAUGGCUCUUGUUUAGACUGCGAACCGGGCUUUGUUGCAGAAGAGCCUCCACAUCCCAACUCCGUUGGGGACGUGGCACCGAAUCGAGUUUGCCUCCCGUGCUCCGACGGCUGUGCUCACUGCAGUCAUGCGGGUGCUGGCCGAUGUGAUGCUGCUGGAUGUUUGCCUGGCUUUGGGAUCUCUGCUGGCCGGUGCUUACCGUGUGUGAGCCCUUUGUGUCUUUGUGAUGAAGAUCCCAGACAGUCCGCGGCCGAGACGACGACGGGGUCCGCGCCGCUGCCGUGCCGGAGCUGUCCGGCCACCUUUGGUUUGUCCAAGGGGAACUGCUUACCGUGCCAGGUCGUAGGAUGCAACGACUGCCCGGGUCAAGCGUGUCAGGAAUGCAUGGAAGGGGCGACUCUGAAGACCUCUGCCAUCCACAAUGAGAGCGUCCAGGAAUGCUUACCCUGCGCAGAUCAUUGCUCCAGAUGUGAAGCAUUGGGUGAGGGCCGAUGCGAUCCCGAGAUGUGCCAUCAAGGCUUCAGUCUGACGGCGACAGGAAGCUGCGCGCCAUGUUCCAUGCACUGCCAGAACUGUACCCGGGCGGGCCCUGGACGUUGCGAUCUGGGUAGCUGUCGGUCGGGCUAUGGCCUGCAAGGUGGUGCAGAAUGCAGCAAAUGCAAGGUCGAAGGCUGCCUGGUUUGUGACUCCCCCUACGGCUGUGACGUUUGCCGCGAGGGAUUCGGCCUCACCAGUGACAAGAGCUGCGAGGCCUGUGCUGCCAACUGCCGCCGCUGUGGUGCUUCGGGCGACCGUGAGGGCGCUGGGUGCGCGGAGUGUCACCAGGGCUUUGGCCUACAGGGCGGCAGGUGUUUUUCAUGCGCCGAUCAAUGCGAGAUUUGCGUGAAGACUGGGCCUGGACAAUGCGACCCCGAUGCUUGCGCUGCUGGCUGGACAGUCCAGAACCAGAGUGGCUCCGCCGUGUGCGUGCGUGAUGUCCGGUUUACUCACGUGUGA